AUGGAAAUACUGUUGAGACUUCCGGCGAAAUCCAUUGGAAGGUUUCCUUGCGUGUCAAAGCUCUGGUCGUCUACGAUCACUAGUCCCCACUUCGUCAAGUCUUUUGCCGUUCGCUCUUUGGCACGGCCUUGUCUUCUGGCCGUCAAGAAAGAAGAGGACGAGCGUGUCUUGGUCUACUCAUUGCCGUAUCGUCUCGACUAUCCUCAAAUUCGGGUCGAAGAAUAUCAGAUGAUGCUCCCUCUUAGUGAGAACAGCUGUGAUAUUCCUCAAUCCGUCAACGGUUUGAUUUCCUUUCAAAGUUUUGAGAGUUUCAUAAUUUGGAACCCUACCUUGAGACAACAUGUCACUUUACCGGAGGCUAAACUCUCCAGACCCUUCAUAACCAUGUUGGGAUACGAUCCAAUCGGUGGUGAAUACAAAGUUUUGAGCAUGUCACUAAAUGGCCAAGAGGCUCAAAUUUUUACAGUGGGAGCUGGAGAGACUUGGAGAACACUCCAAAACAGCCCUAGCCUUAUUCAUCCCACCAUGAGAAUUUGGAGAUGCAUCAAAGGAGUUGUCUAUUAUUACUCAGCUCAAGAUACUGUAGUGAGCUUCGAUGUGAGGUCCGAAAAGUUUAAAGUGAUCCAAACACCAAAGAUAGUGGUAAAUCAAAUUCAGAGACUGCAUUUCAGCGAAAUCGAUGUUGGUUUUAUAAGCCACAUGGGAAGGUUAGCUUGGUUUACUAUUCAAGAUAAUGAACUGAUCAACUUAUGGGUUUUAGAGGAUGCUGAGAAACAUGAAUGGUUGCAGGAAGAAUCCGUUUUGCCAUUUGAAAUCGUUACGGUGGCCAGAUUAUUCUAUUUAUUAUUGAGUGGUGAAACUGCUGAUGGUGAGUUGAUUUACUUACCAACGUGGUCAUCGGAAGAGCCAAUGUAUGCUAACAAUUACGAUCUCAAGAAAGGUAGCGUAAGAAAAGUCGAAUACGAAGGAAUCGACGAUAAGAAGUUAAUAUUUGAUUAUUUUCCCGAACACAUUGAGUGUCUCAUGUCUUUGAACAAUCUUCUUGCCGUGUCCUAA
Messenger RNA from Microthlaspi erraticum, 1056 nucleotides. The record is from the annotation of a GenBank genome assembly. NCBI's taxonomy places the organism in Eukaryota, Viridiplantae, Streptophyta, Magnoliopsida, Brassicales, Brassicaceae.